AUGUUCAAGAGCGGUCUCGCCCGGACCUUCGGGAGGGCUGCUUUUGCCCGACCCUCCGUCGCCCGUCGCGCUCUUCCCUCCAAGCUCAAUGGCCUCCCUUCCCUGGCCCGCUUCGCCAGCACUGAUUCUUCCGUCGGAAAGAUUCACCAGGUCAUUGGUGCCGUCGUCGACGUGAAGUUCGAGGGUGAGAAGCUCCCUGCCAUUCUCAACGCCAUUGAGACCGAGAACAACGGCCAGAAGCUCGUUCUGGAGGUUUCUCAACACCUGGGUGAGAAUGUCGUCCGUACCAUUGCCAUGGAUGGUACCGAGGGUCUGACCCGUGGUGCUGCCGCCCGCGACACCGGUGCUCCCAUCACCAUCCCCGUCGGCCCUGGCACUCUGGGCCGUAUCCUGAACGUCACUGGUGACCCCAUUGACGAGCGUGGCCCCGUCAAGGCCACCACCUACCUCCCCAUCCACACUGAGGCUCCUCCCUUCACUGAGCAGUCCACCGAGGCCGAGAUUCUGGUUACCGGUAUCAAGGUCGUCGAUCUCCUUGCCCCCUACGCCCGUGGUGGUAAGAUUGGUCUCUUCGGUGGUGCCGGUGUCGGUAAGACCGUGUUCAUUCAGGAGCUGAUUAACAACAUCGCCAAGGCUCACGGUGGUUACUCCGUCUUCUGUGGUGUCGGUGAGCGUACCCGUGAGGGUAACGAUCUGUACCACGAAAUGCAGGAGACCGGUGUCAUUCAGCUCGAUGGUGAAUCCAAGGUGUCUCUGGUCUUCGGUCAGAUGAACGAGCCCCCGGGUGCCCGUGCCCGUGUCGCCCUGACCGGUCUGACCAUUGCCGAGUACUUCCGUGACCAGGAGGGUCAGGAUGUGCUUCUCUUCAUUGACAACAUCUUCCGUUUCACCCAGGCCGGUUCUGAGGUGUCUGCCCUUCUGGGUCGUAUCCCCUCGGCCGUCGGUUACCAGCCCACCCUGGCCGUCGACAUGGGUGGUAUGCAGGAGCGUAUUACCACCACCACCAAGGGUUCCAUUACCUCCGUCCAGGCCGUCUACGUGCCCGCUGACGAUCUGACUGACCCUGCUCCCGCCACCACCUUCGCUCACUUGGACGCCACCACUGUGCUGUCCCGUGGUAUCUCCGAGUUGGGUAUCUACCCUGCCGUCGACCCUCUCGACUCCAAGUCCCGUAUGCUCGACGCCCGUAUUGUCGGCCAGGAGCACUACGACACCGCUACCCGUGUCCAGCAGAUGCUCCAGGAGUACAAGUCCCUCCAGGAUAUCAUUGCCAUUCUGGGUAUGGACGAACUGUCUGAGGCUGACAAGCUCACCGUCGAGCGUGCCCGUAAGCUCCAGCGUUUCCUGAGCCAGCCUUUCACCGUCGCCCAGGUCUUCACUGGUAUCGAGGGUAAGCUCGUUGACCUGAAGGACACCAUCCGUUCCUUCAAGGCUAUCAUCAACGGUGAGGGUGAUGACCUCCCUGAGUGUAAGUUCCAUCCCUCGCUCUCUCUACCUCACUGA
Messenger RNA from Aspergillus terreus NIH2624, 1503 nucleotides. RefSeq names its product F1F0 ATP synthase subunit beta. The record is from RefSeq and is a predicted model, not a curated record. Gene Ontology annotation, molecular function: proton-transporting ATP synthase activity, rotational mechanism; ATP binding; ATP hydrolysis activity. The transcript is spliced from 6 exons. Gene Ontology annotation, biological process: proton motive force-driven mitochondrial ATP synthesis; proton transmembrane transport. The coding region runs from base 1 to 1503 and encodes 500 amino acids. Lineage: Eukaryota; Fungi; Ascomycota; Eurotiomycetes; Eurotiales; Aspergillaceae.